Messenger RNA from Monodelphis domestica (gray short-tailed opossum), 9381 nucleotides. Its product is annotated as cadherin-6. Gene Ontology annotation, biological process: cell-cell adhesion mediated by cadherin; cell migration; multicellular organism development. Lineage: Eukaryota; Metazoa; Chordata; Mammalia; Didelphimorphia; Didelphidae. Gene Ontology annotation, cellular component: catenin complex; adherens junction; plasma membrane. The record is from RefSeq and is a predicted model, not a curated record. Gene Ontology annotation, molecular function: cadherin binding; beta-catenin binding; calcium ion binding.
GGGAGGGUGAGAGGGUUCUUUAACAAAGUCCUCCUCUCUCUGCACCCUCCCACUCCAUUCACUUGCAAAUCAGUGUGUGCCCAGAAGAGCCUGCUUUCCCUAAGCCCCAGCACCUUCCCAUACUGAGUGCUGCAGUUUGAGCAGGAAGCAGUGAGAACUGUGUAGGCUACCGGAGUAGCAGCAGCCCCCGGAGCAGAGGCGGCAGCAGUGAUAGCAGUGGCAGCGGCAGCGGCAGCACAGGCAGCAGAGGCAGUGGGGACCGCAGCAGCAGCAGCAGCAGGAGCAGCAAAAACCGAUAUCCUCCGAGACCUAAGCAACGAACACUAAGGAAGAAGGGAGGAAUGAGGCUGGAUACAGUGCAGUAAAACUGAGCACUUUAAGGACAGGAAAGGCACUACAACUGAACCCUGCUUUGUGCAAUCAUAAUGAGAACUUACCAUUACUUCUUGCUGCUUUUUUUGGUUGGUCAGCCCUACCAAAGUUUCUCAAGCCCCUUCUCUAAGAGGACUAGUGGCUUUCCAGAGAAGAAAAAGGCACUGGAGCUAUCUGGAAAUAGCAAGAAUGAGCUUAAUCGAGCAAAAAGGAGCUGGAUGUGGAAUCAGUUCUUCCUCUUGGAGGAAUACACAGGAUCCGAUUAUCAGUAUGUUGGCAAGUUACAUUCAGACCAAGAUAGAGGAGAUGGAUCACUUAAAUAUAUCCUUUCAGGAGAUGGAGCUGGAGAUCUCUUCAUAAUUAAUGAAAACACUGGAGACAUCCAGGCCACCAAGAGACUAGACAGGGAAGAAAAGCCUGUGUAUAUCCUUAGGGCUCAGGCUAUAAACAGAAGAACAGGAAGACCAGUAGAACCAGAGUCUGAGUUCAUCAUAAAGAUCCAUGAUAUCAAUGAUAAUGAACCUAUGUUCACCAAGGAUGUCUACACAGCCACUGUUCCUGAAAUGUCUGAUGUUGGCACUUUUGUUGUUCAAGUCACUGCAACUGAUGCUGAUGAUCCCACCUAUGGAAACAGUGCUAAAGUAGUCUACAGUAUUCUCCAAGGACAACCCUAUUUUUCCGUUGAGUCUGAAACAGGCAUCAUCAAAACAGCAUUGCUCAACAUGGACCGAGAAAACAGAGAGCAAUACCAAGUGGUUAUUCAAGCUAAGGACAUGGGAGGCCAAAUGGGAGGUUUAUCUGGGACCACCACAGUGAACAUCACCCUGACUGAUGUGAAUGACAAUCCUCCACGUUUUCCUCAGAGCACUUAUCAGUUUAAAACGCCUGAGUCGGCCCCUCCAGGCACCCCAAUUGGCAGAAUCAAAGCAAUUGAUGCUGAUGUAGGUGAAAAUGCAGAAAUUGAGUACAGCAUCACAGAAGGAGAGGGACUAGACAUGUUUGAUGUCAUCACUGACCAGGAAACACAGGAAGGAAUUAUCACUGUCAAAAAGGUUUUGGACUUUGAAAAGAAAAAACUGUAUACCCUCAAGGUUGAGGCAUCUAAUCCACGUGUGGAGCCCCGUUUCCUCCACUUGGGUCCAUUUAAAGAUACAGCCACAGUAAGGAUCAUGGUGGAAGAUGUCGAUGAACCUCCUGUGUUCAGCAAACUAUCAUAUGUCCUACAAAUAAGAGAGGAUGCUCAGAUAAACACUACAAUAGGCUCAGUGUCAGCCCAGGAUCCUGAUGCUUCCAAGAAUCCUGUCAAGUAUUCUGUAGAUCGACACACUGAUAUGGACAGAAUAUUCAACAUUGAUUCUGGAAAUGGUUCCAUUUUUACUUCUAAACUUCUCGACCGAGAAACAUUGCUGUGGCACAACAUUACUGUCAUAGCAACAGAGAUCAACAAUCCAAAACAAAGUAGCCGUGUACCUUUAUUUAUCAAAGUUCUGGAUGUCAAUGACAAUGCCCCAGAGUUUGCUGAAUUCUAUGAAACUUUCGUUUGUGAAAAAGCAAAGGCAGACCAGCUGAUCCAGACCCUGAGUGCUGUUGACAAGGAUGACCCUUACAGUGGGCACCAAUUUUCCUUCUCCUUGGCUCCUGAAGCUGCUGGCAGUUCCAACUUCACUAUUCACGACAACAAAGACAACACGGCAGGAAUCUUGACUCGGAGAAAUGGCUACAAUAGACACGAAAUGAGCACUUACCUCCUGCCUGUGGUGAUCUCUGACAAUGACUACCCAAUUCAGAGCAGCACGGGGACCGUGACCAUCCGUGUGUGUGCAUGCGAUCAUCAUGGUAACAUGCAGUCCUGUAACGCCGAGGCACUUAUUCAUCCAACUGGACUAAGCACUGGUGCUCUGAUUGCCAUCCUCCUGUGCAUCAUUAUACUUCUAGUGACGGUGGUGCUUUUUGCAGCUCUGAGGCGGCAGAGGAAGAAGGAACCUUUGAUCAUUUCCAAAGAGGACAUCAGAGACAACAUUGUCAGUUACAAUGAUGAAGGUGGUGGAGAGGAAGACACCCAGGCCUUUGAUAUUGGCACCCUAAGAAAUCCUGAAGCCAUAGAAGACAAUAAAUUACGCAGAGAUAUCGUGCCAGAGGCCCUUUUUCUCCCUCGACGGACUCCAACAGUACGAGACAACACUGACGUCAGAGAUUUCAUUAACCAAAGGUUAAAGGAAAAUGAUACAGAUCCUACUGCCCCGCCAUAUGACUCCUUAGCUACCUAUGCAUAUGAAGGCAAUGGCUCUGUGGCAGAGUCCCUGAGCUCCUUGGAGUCUGUCACUACAGAUGGAGAUCAAGACUAUGAUUAUCUCAGUGACUGGGGGCCACGCUUUAAGAAGCUGGCAGACAUGUACGGUGGCACAGACAGUGAUAAAGACUCUUAAUAUCUUGCCUUUUUCAUUUUCCAAUACAGCAUUGAGAUAUGUGAAGUGGCUAUUUCUUUAUAUUUAUCCACAGCUCUGUGAAGGUUCCUCUAUUCUACCAAUUUCAAAUGUUAAUGACUGCAGUCUGUGUGGAUCAAAUGUUAGAGACUUUUUCUAGUAAACUUUUAUGAGUUUCCAAGAGGCAAAGUUUUAUUUUUUAGUGCAUCCAGUUUACCAACCCAGUCUUUCAGGCACAGUGGUAGUAGAGAGGACAGGUGCAAUAUUUUUACUUGUUCUCUCAGUGUAUAUUCGAGGACAUUAUUCUUUCCACUCACCUGUUCUUUUGACUAGCCUUCAUCGAUUCAGCUCAAUUACUGUUUUAACUGUACAUUACACAUACUGAUGUGAUAAGGAAUUGCAAUUUAACCUAAAUACAGUAUUAUAGUAAAAGUAAUGGGGGAGGAGUAACUAUAAAACUAGUAUUGGCUAACAAAGAGAUGAAAAAGUAAUGUAAACUAUAAUUUUACAGGUAAUUCAGAAAUACCAGUUAGCCGUUGUCUCCUAUUCUUUGAGUAUUUUUUUUCAAUAUUAGCUACUCUUCUGAAAGCAUGAAGUCAGUUAGUAAUCAAGGGUACAAAUUCCAUAGAUCAAUCUGUCGUUGGGUACACUGUUCCAUGGAUGUAAUAUGGUGAGCCAGCCCAAUUAAGGGUGUAAAACUUCAGUGCUAGUUUAUCAUAGUUUUAUGAUAAAUUUCGAGUUCGACAAGCAUUUAUAAAGCGAUUUCCAUGCACCAGUUCUAUGAGUCAUAAUCGCAAAGUGGUAGUUUAAAAUUUUAUUAAUUCUCUCUCUACUCAUUCAGAAUUUAUUAUCAUGUAUAGGCAUGCUGAAGUGUUACCCUUGAAUUAUAUUAUGCUUCAGUAUUUCAAGAAUUUGAGCUUUUCUCUAUAGGGAUAUUCCUUUGCCAAAGCAGGUCACAAUUCCUCCAAAACUUAGAAGACCUUCUUGAGUUGCUGCAGCCAAACUGUCACCCAGUGACCACUUUUGGUGAUGAUCCACUGUAAAAUGUGAUAGGCUAAUUAAUGAGGGACAGCCCUUUACCAAUCCCCCAGAAGACUUUCUAGCACGACCUACAUUCUCAGAGCAUUUGAAAACUGACUUCAUGAGGCAACAGAAUAAGAAUGUUGAGAGGUCAUUCUCUGGGGGGAAGAAGACUUAUGUGUGAGAAAUCAAAGGUUUGACAAGCAAUCAGUGGUGUAGAGGAAGGAAAUAUUUAACAUUAUUGAAUUGAAGACCAGCAAACUGAUAGAAGUGAUCAUUUGAAAUUAUCUAAAAUGUUUAGAUUAUUUAGAUUAUAAACAAUAAAUGAAUUAAUUGCAAAUGACACUCUUUGUUAAAACCCAUAAAAAAAAUUGUCAGAUAGUUCAAUUCUUUCUCUCCUGUCCUUGUAAGCAGUUUUACUGCAUGUUUAUGAAAGUAUUAAAAUGCUCCCUAUAUUUUUUAAAGCUAGUAUUUUAGACUUUUCACCCAAAUUUAACUAAUUUUUUCUUGAUUGGUGUGAAUUUAGUAAUAUUUUGCUGAAUAAUAUGAAUUAUGCUAUUGAUGGUGGGGUGAGAGCCAUAUUUGCAACUGAAUUUUGUUGAUUUACUGGGAUUUCUACAUAUUUACCUAAAUAUAUUUAAUAGAUAUAGCAAUAGAUGGAUAAAUUUCGGUUGAUAGUGUUUAAUGAAAAGAAAAUGGAAGCCUACCAUUAAAGUGCUUACAGAAGAGAAAUUAAAAUUAAAAUCUUGGUUAUCUUGAGUGAGCUAAACAGGGUUGUUCAAAAUAUUAGUUAACUUUUUUAAAAUAUGUAUUUCUUUAAAUUGAUAUUGCCUUUCUUCCCUUAGCAACUCUAUCAUUCUUGCCUUGAAAAUUAAUACUAAAAUCAUUGUUCCACAUCAUGACAGAAGAGUAAUGUAAAAAUAAUUGAAACCAUCAUUCCUAUAAUUGCACUUUUACUGUCAUGUAGUGGGUUAUUUGGAGGACCUAAUUUAUGAACAAGUCUUUUUUGGCAAAUUCCAUUAAUUUCUUGAUAGCAUCAUCAUGAUCUUGUCAUUUAAAGAAACCUAUCAUGUCUAAUGAUAAGGAAUUUCCAAGGUACUGUAACUUUAGAAAUCUUUGUUUAUACUCUUAAAACUUUAAGAUAUAAUUUGUUUAUAUAUAAAACAAAUAAUAGAUAUGCUUAAUACACUGGUUUGUCUUAGGAAUUUACUUUCUGUUAACAUUAAUUUACUAUAGAUAUUCUGGUUGUGGUUUCCAUAUUAGCAUUUUGCCAUUUUUUUAUUCUCACAAAAAUAAAGAUAUUUAAGUUAAUAAAGAGGUAUACCAUUUAGUAGAUAACGGAGUAGAAAUUAAUAAUGAACUUUUUAAAAAUUAGGGAAAUGUAAUAUUUUUAUUACAUAGUCAAGUACAGUAAAACUUUUUAAGGAACUUCGAAAUCAUAGAAUCAUUGAUUUAGAUCCAGAAGCAACCUUACAGGUCUUCUAAUACAAUACCCACAUUUUAGAGAUGAGAAACCAGAGGCCCAGAAUAACUAAAUGACUUAUUCAAGGUCAGAUGGGCAGAACUGGGAUUUUAUCUUCUUACAACUAGAUUCAUAGAGCUGAAAGAAACCUUACAGAUCAUUUCAUCCAUUGGAGAAUUUUAUAGUUUUAGAAACUGGGGAAGAGAAUAAGUGAUUUGUCCAAGGUCAAUUAGUAAGUGACAAAGCUGGGUUCAUCAACCCAGGCUAGUAUCUUGAUCUUUUCCAAUGCACUCCACUGCCUUCUUAUAAUUUCUUGAGUGAUACUCAUUUUAUAAACACUCUACACCCAGCAAGUGGCAUUUCACAAGUGGAUAUUUCCCAUUUAUUGGGUUUUAUUUUCUAAGCUCUUCAUAAAAAAAAAUUAAAAAAAAACUACAUUCUACUGUAAUUAACCUAUGUGCAUCAUAGCCACAGGAUAUUACUGAGAAAGGUAACAGCAAAGUUAAUUUAAAAGAAUUAGGUAUUUAUAGAACUAUAACAGCACCUUAAUUACAGUAUUCAAUAUAAAAUUAAAAGGGCCAUCGUUCCUUCUGCUUCAGGUCAUACAAUAAUUUGAAGCUGGGAGGAAAGACAUUUAGCCAAAUGGAAGACUGCCACACAGAGGGGUCUUCCUCUUGAGCACUUGACACUAAUUGAUUCUUUUUCGGAUAGAACACUUGUUUACGUAUGGUGAACUAGCAGUGUUCUCGUAUUCUCCUAAGAAGAGUGAGUUGGUCUUUAGAAUUAAAUUCAAGGUUUGACUGACAAGGCUUUUAUUUCAGCCCCUGAAAUUCCACAUUUCAUCAAGAAUAGGCUAAUCAUGUUUUUUGUUUGUUUAAAUAUCUAAAUAACUAUUCAGCUUGUUAUCACAAAAAACUGAUCAAGUGAAUCCUCGAGGAAUUAGAACAUGUAGGAAGGGAAAUAUAUGACAUACUUUGAGGGACUAUUAGUUUAUCAUAUUUGAAUACUAUUUUUUCCAGUAUGUGAUGCAAAUUGAACAAUUAACAGUGGGCAAAUUUUUAUUCCUUUAUUCUACUACCCCCUCUCCUUUCCCACCAUGAUCUCAAUUAAAGCACCAUUCAGUGUGCAAUUAAAAAAGAAAGUGCUAGAAACCUAGUUGAAAGUGCUAGCUAGCUAUUAAAAAAUAGGAUUUCAGCUGAGUUUUUCAUUGCACCUCAUCUGGUAUUGGAUGGUGGUGUGGAGGAAGAGGAAAGAGCAGGAAAAAGGAGAAUGAAAGUUUUAACAGUGUUACACCCUCUUUGUUUUUCACUGAGAUACUAAAAAUUGUCAAGUGUGAAUAUUAUUCUUAUUUUUUAAUGGGUUUAGAGGUCAUUCCAAGGACACUAAUGGGGUUUACCCACAUUUCUUUUUCAAGAUGAAACCAUUCACCACCGCUAUUAUAAACUGAAGAUUGAGGGAGAAAAGGAUUAAAGAAUUUCAUCGUAACUUUAGAAUCAGUGGUGGAAGCUGCUUGCCAACAUAACAAGGAUCAAUCACAAAAUCCAAUGGUAAUAAAUAAAUCCUAAAUAAAUAAAGGAAAUGGGAAAGAGGGCAGAGAGCAGUGGGAAAGGAAGAUGAAUUGGUAAAAACCACAGGGAAAGGAAACUUGAAUCCAUGUGUUAACCACAUAGUAUUUGCCAUCUUUCUCUGAGGAGUAAAAGGGGAAUCUCAGAGAGGUUCCCAGAUCCAAAUUGACUUCAUUUUUCAGAUUCUGUCAAAACCUACGCAGCCAAUCCAAUCAGCUAGAUUCCUUUGCGUACUCUUCUCUCAAAAAAGUUUGCAGAGAACUUAACACAUACACACUCACACCCAUACACACACACACACACACACACACACACACACACACUUUGCAUCUCCUAAAUGUUCUGGUUUUAUUGAAGCAAAAUAACUUUUAGAAAAUUUUCUUUUUGUUAUUCUUGUCAAAUGUUCUAAGAUGCAAAACCACAGGGACUCUCAAACAUACUAAUUUUCUCAGUGGCAAGCCACAUCUUGAUGCUUCCCUUGGCCUCUGGUGUGUGUGUAUAUGUGUGUGUGUGCCUGCUAUUGGGAGAAAAAAAAAACACAAUGUGGUCAAUAAUACAGGCAUCUGUACAUUUGAGGUUCACAAAGAGGAGUGACCAGAACUAGAACACAAUUAUGGAAUGCCUCUCUGUUUGUUGCUGGAGGCAAUUUGCAAUUUUAAAUGGGACAUGUUUCUAUCUCAGCUUUUUCUAUUUCCCCCUGGGACAGAAACUGGAAGGCAGUGAUGAGCUGCUGCCCCUGGGCCCUCAUUUGAUGAGAAGCAGGGGGUCAUAAGUUCUGUGUAAAGCCCCAACAAACUAAGAAUGCCCCUCUCCCCAAAGUGUUCCCUGGGAAAGUUGUCAGUUUCACAUAAUCUCAUUUUAUGCAGUUCUGUCUAAAUGAAAUCUUAUCUAAAAUUGUGACCUACUGGCAGGUGGUCCAGAAUCUCAGCAACCCAUUGUGCUUAAAUUAACACUCCAAUCUGGGCUUCUUUAUCAAAUAAUGAAGCCAAGAAGAUUAACAGAGGUUAUUUGGAUCUUGACUGGUAUAUGAACUAUUUCUUAGCAUAGAAGAAGGAGCUGUCCUUUCAGAGAGGCCCAGAGUGAUGGGCCUACAUGCUCUAAAGUUCCACGAGUGUUAAUGCAGCAACAUCUUUAAUCUCCCUUUGGCUUUUUUAUAGGAUCAUUUUCUAAAGGGAUGAUUCUUUCCUAAAAACAUGGGAACAAAAUUGUAUUUAACAUGGGAGGGAACACUCUUAGAAAAGCAAUCCAUGGACUCUCACACUUCUUAAAAGUUAAUAAAGAAAUAUCUCAUUUUUAAAGCUACUAGUUUAUGGUCUCUGCACCGUCGAUUUAAUUUAAGCAUUGCUGAGACAAUCUUUAAUCUGCUCACCAUUUUGUAAUACCUUAUUUACGAUGCAUUUUCAUGUUUUAAUUUGGGGAAAACGCUAGCCUGACAGUGCCAGGAGAUGAAAGCACCAAAAGGAGGUCAAAUGGAAACAAAUGCUAUUACCAGCUGUAUUUCAGGCAGGACUGUGGCACUUAGCAGAAGAGCCAUUGGGUUAUUAGAUUAAUUUCAAAAGAGCUUUUACAAGUUGCUUAACUACAUUUUUUUUUCAAACUCAUGGGCUACAAACUCGAAUUUCUCCUCAAAUGGGGUUAAUUUGACAAAUGAGGCAUGGGUCCAGCAUUGUGGAGAGAACAUUCCACCCUAAUGGGAUCUUGGUCAUUCCUCUGAGACUGCACUAUUUAUGUAAAUAUGUCUGGAGACACUUUCUAUAGCUUUUAGUUUUCUAUGAUCUAUUAGUUUAGGGAUGAUUAAAGAGACAAAUGUAUAGACUUAUUUGACUUUCAGGUGAAUACAGAGAGAUGAUCAGUGUCAAAGUGCUUUGCUCUGAGAUGGGGAAAAAAAGAAAUAGGAAUUCUUCAAAAGCAUGGGAUUUUUGUGAUUACCUUCAAUGUUUUGGAAGUUAAGCUGCAAAAGGAAAGACCUUAUAAUAAAUGCUCCAUGAAACUUAACUGGUACCAAGAUAAGUCAAUGUGGCUGCAAAGUCCUACUGUGAUUUGUGAUUUUAAACUCAAAAUAAAUGUGUUGGGGUAUUGAUCUUUUUUAAUUAAAAAAAUACUUCCAAGUAUAAAUUGAAAUUGAUGCCACCCUUGAAGAUUUACUAGCUGGAGUGCUCUGAACAUGCAGUUACUCUCAGUUGUCAUCCCCUUGUUCAGCAGAGACAGAGUCUGAUGGAACAGUCACCGCUCGGCACUAAGAAUCAGUUUCGGUUAAGAUUUUCAUGUUUUAAUAGCAUACAUUUGGAAGUUUUUCUCUAUGAAAAUAGUGCGGUUAUGAUUACUUUCAUCUCAGUGUGGCUGACCCCUUCAUUAUGGUCAGAUGGGCAAUGUGUACUCCCUCCUGCCCCUACGUCUUGUUCACCGAAAUGGCUUUUUCAUUUUGUUAGACUUAUGGAUUUGAAAAGAAUGCAAUUUAAAAGUGAAUUUGCCUUUUUGCAAAUCAAUUUUUGUAACAAGUUAUUUAUAUGAUACUACUUAAUAAAUUGUUUUUUUCUAA